This is a messenger RNA of Drosophila takahashii, 466 nucleotides long. RefSeq names its product larval cuticle protein 65Ab1. The record is from RefSeq and is a predicted model, not a curated record. NCBI's taxonomy places the organism in Eukaryota, Metazoa, Arthropoda, Insecta, Diptera, Drosophilidae.
GCUCCGUAACUUCAGCGCGCAUCAACAUGGCCUCUGCGAAAUUGCUUCUUUUCACUGCCCUUGUGGCCAUCAUGGCCGCCAACUGCUCGGCGGGCCUCCUGGACGCCCUCGUUCCCAGAGCAAUCACUGAAUUUUACAGCAGUGCCUCUUCCAAGGAGGGAUACCGUUUUAACGUUAACGAGCCCAAUGGCAGCAGUCGGGAGGAAGUCGGUAUGAUCUUGAACCCCGGAACCGAUAAGGAAGAACUGGUGGUGAUGGGUGCCUACACCGUUUACGAUGAGAAGACUGAUACCGAAACUACCACGAUGUAUACCGCCGAUAAGGAUGGUUACAAGGCUCGUUACCAAACCAAGAACCGCAAACUCAGCCCUGGAGCCCUGAAGUCCGCUGCUGGUUAAACCUUUAUUAGAUUAGAUGUGUAAAGAAAAAAAGAUUUAAAAAAAUAUAAUUUUUCUACUGCUGAAAA